UCAAGGUCAACAGCGAAAGACCAAAACCAGUCACAUUCAACACUCCCUCUAGUGUUGAAUCAGAAACCCAGUUCGAAGCUUUUCCUCUCAUUCUCUCUCUUUCCUCCCGACUCUGUGAAGAAUUCAUUCAACAGCCAACAGCCGACAUGAGUGAGAGUAGACUGCAACGCGCCCUGCGCGGCGGCUGCCAGUGCGGGCGUAACAGUUACAUCAUCGACGUCCCCCAAGGAACCACCGAGAGAGCGCAGGUGCUCUUCCACACAGACUCUAUGCAUAGAGUUCCUCUCGCAACCCCACUAGCCGCCAUGAUCCGCGUGCCGCUUUCGUGGUAUCACAGCUCAACCCACGCCCUCUUCCCGGACGAGAAGCACUCAACGAUCCGCCGAGUCUUCGAAUCCUCGUCCAAGCACCCGUCGAAGCGGCACUUUUGUGGCUUCUGCGGCACGCCCCUGUCCUACUGGACAGAACGGCCCCAGGCAGAGGCGGACUACAUCCACCUCACAUUGGCCAGCCUCCGGGGCGAGGACCUGAGAGACCUGGAAGACUUGGGGCUCAUACCCGAGUUCGAGGAGGCGGAGGAGCAGCCCGCGAUCCCGACAACAACGACGGUAGUUGGACGAGAAACCCACGGCGUCCCGUGGUUCGAGAGUAUGAUCGAGGGGACCCGUUUGGGCAGUCUGCGUCACAGCCAAGUAGUCGACCACAGCAGGGACGGGGCGAUCAGGGUCGAGUGGGAGAUUGUGGAGUGGACCGACUCGGACGAUAUCCACGACGUAGCCCCCGCGGCGGCUGGGGACGUCGACAUGGUGACCAACAAUGCCACGAAACGCAAGAUGGGAGACCGAGAUGAUGCGGAUGCCGCUGUCGAAGCCAUGCAUUGAGAACCCCGCCCAUAUCGUGCGUUGCAGCAGCAGCAGGAUAGGUGGUGAGGAGGCCGAGGGUUACUGGGCUGGGCUGGGCCGAUUCACCUUCGUCCCGGCUUCCGCACACCUCGGUGAGCUCCAGGUAGAGAGUACCUGGGCGGCGCGUCUUUGCUUCGAACCGAGAGCGAUGUGUACUAAAUAGAAAGGCGUGGGCAAGAUGUUGCAUAAGUGCGGUAAGACGGAAGGAUGGGUACUGGAUUGGUCUGGCGGCCGUGGUCUUGACGAGGAAAAGGGUGUAUUGGGCCGGACGAGCAUGGCAGAAACGAAGUGGGUGGGAGAGAAACCCGGAACGGACGGGCAGAAAGAAAUUUUGCUCUUGUAAGUGUCUAGAAUGAGCACAGCAACCUACACGGGCAGAGGGAGGCAGGCGGCUUGCCCAGAUGCCUCAAUGAUAAAAUGUAUAAGAGAGCAAAGAAGAAGAAGAAAAGAAAGGAAAAAUACCG
Messenger RNA from Colletotrichum destructivum, 1366 nucleotides. RefSeq names its product Putative Mss4-like superfamily protein. The transcript has 2 exons. NCBI's taxonomy places the organism in Eukaryota, Fungi, Ascomycota, Sordariomycetes, Glomerellales, Glomerellaceae. The record is from RefSeq and is a predicted model, not a curated record. Bases 147 to 881 code for a protein of 244 amino acids.